Cotesia congregata is the source of this 1638-nucleotide messenger RNA. The record is from the annotation of a GenBank genome assembly. Lineage: Eukaryota; Metazoa; Arthropoda; Insecta; Hymenoptera; Braconidae.
AUGCUUCUUCAUAACCUCAAGGCACUUUUCUUUGUCUCCAUAGCUAUCAAUCGAUGUCGAGGUUCUGCUCGCUUAAUCAAGCAUCCUGACAAUUCAGAAACUAUUAUUCCCUUAAAAGAGCAUAAGCAGUCUUGUCCAAAGCAGGAGAAUUUGUUAGAAGUUCAUGCUCUUAAGGUCGAUUUAAAGGUCCGUGCUAAAGCAAUGCCAUUAGCUGGUCAAUUAUCUAAUGAAUACGACAAUUUAAUCGAGAAACAUCCUGUGGCAGCUCAAGAAAUUCCUUAUAAAACAGUGAGAAGUCAAAUGGGUCAUGAUUUUCGGGGAAAUCAGCCACAUAACCCAGUAAGCUUUUUAGCUUUUACCGAGUUUGUGACUUCUCCUAGAGGGAGAGAGUAUUUAAAAUAUACUCUCGCAAAUGAGCAAGGUGCCAAGGUUUCCUACCAAAUGAUGACUCUAAAUUUUGGAGAUACUUUUAAUCAAUGCUUAGCAUUUUACAAUGUUGAAUAUCUCAAUUACUUCGAUGGCUCUCAAAUAAAUAUCGACGGGACUUUUCGGUUUAAGCCUAAGUUCAAGCGUCAGCACCUCCAGCCGUAUCAACAUCUCAUUAUUUCAAGUGAUAUUAAUGGGAAGAUUUUUCCUGCCAUUUAUGUUCUGAUCCCUAACAAAAAAGAAGCCACGUAUAAAAGUGUACUUACGGAGGUGAAAAAUUCAAUUAUACCGAACUGGCAACCAAAAUUUGCAAUUGAGAAGAACUGGAAGAUGCAUGGCCUUACACCUCUAUCCAAAUCCUCUUUCAAGGCUCGGUGCUUAAAAAAAUUGAUAAUGGCUCUUCCUUUAGCUUCUGCAGAAGACAUACCAACUUUGUUCCUUAUUAUUGUGCUCCUUAUCCCACCACCUAUCAAUAAUGGGCUAGCAAUAAUAGGACCAGAAAAUCUCUCAGUUGCGGGUAAGGAUUCUUUACGAACCAAUAAUCCCUCAGAAUCGAUAAACAAGUCAAUCAAUAAGUUAUUGGGAUUAAAAAAAAAAUUGUCGCCGAUUUUUUUUACUCACACUGGACACUGGACACUGGACACUGGACACUGGACACUGGACACUGGACACUGGACACUGGACACUGGACACUGGACACUGGACACUGGACACUGGACACUGGACACUGGACACUGGACACUGGACACUGGACACUGGACACUGGACACUGGACACUGGACACUGGACACUGGACACUGGACACUGGACACUGGACACUGGACACUGGACACUGGACACUGGACACUGGACACUGGACACUGGACACUGGACACUGGACACUGGACACUGGACACUGGACACUGGACACUGGACACUGGACACUGGACACUGGACACUGGACACUGGACACUGGACACUGGACACUGGACACUGGACACUGGACACUGGACACUGGACACUGGACACUGGACACUGGACACUGGACACUGGACACUGGACACUGGACACUGGACACUGGACACUGGACACUGGACACUGGACACUGGACACUGGACACUGGACACUGGACACUGGACACUGGACACUGGACACUGGACACUGGACACUGGACACUGGACACUGGACACUGGACACUGGACACUGGGUAAUUUGGAGCAUUCAAACUCUUGA